GAGUGACAGCUCUUUCAACUUCUUCGUCUUCUUCUUCAUCUUCUUCGCCCAAGACGUGAUGUACGUCCUGCAGGCCGUUGGGAUUCCCGGUUGGGGAUUCAGCGGUUGGAUCAUCAGCUUCGUCGCUCUCAGACAAAACCCAGGGGUGGGCAUUUUCAUGAUCCUUGUUGCCGUGUUGUUCACCGUCGUUGCCGGGCUGGGCAUCAUCAUGUUGAAACGGAUCCACUCCCUUUACCGCCGCACCGGCGCCAGCUUCCAAAAAGCCCAGGCCGAAUUCGCCGCCGGCGUUAUGUCCAACCAAACGGUUCGCACGGCGGCGGCCAACGCCGCAGCCGGGGCAGCCGCCAACUCGUUCCAGGCCCCCUAAAGGAACGGCGACUUGCAAGUUGUCAUCGGUUGGCCGAUUUCGCCGGGACUCCUUCACCGAAACGGAAACCCACCCACCCCCCUCAAGUGCACGGCCUUGCCCUCCUGGGGGGCAAAAAUUCCUCUCCCCCCCGCCCCUUUUUGUGCAGAUUUCAGAAGCUUGCGAUCUCGCGACGGAUCCACCCCGCUCCGGCUGCACUAACGUGAAGCUCACCGAUCCCUCGACGCGGCUUGGCUCUUCUCUUUUUCCGCCCAAAAUUGACAGAGGACUCAGCUGCUGUUUCAUCCCUGCUUGUGACUCCUCUGAUUUACCCAAG
Molecule: messenger RNA, 683 nt
Organism: Thamnophis sirtalis
Lineage: Eukaryota; Metazoa; Chordata; Lepidosauria; Squamata; Natricidae
Source: RefSeq, a predicted model, not a curated record